Molecule: messenger RNA, 2241 nt
Organism: Pieris macdunnoughi
Lineage: Eukaryota; Metazoa; Arthropoda; Insecta; Lepidoptera; Pieridae
Source: the annotation of a GenBank genome assembly
AUGGAAGCUAAGGAAGAAUCUUCAUCAAUGAGGAAUAUACAGGAACAAGAAUUAGUUAACGUAGAGCACAAAUCGAGUAAAGACUCGUUAAAGGAAAGAGGACAAGGUGAUGGCGAUGACGAAGUGUGCGAAACAACGUCAAACGAAAAAGAAACUUUUACACAAAUUGUACAGAGGUCAGCUGAUACACAAACUAAUACAAGCUUAGAACCUAAUGACCAACAAUCCAUUUCUGUUGAACACGUAGAAAGAUCACAUAUGGCCAUUUCAAUUUACGAAAAUAGUGCAACAAGUUCACAUUGUAUAAGGCAAGCAAGCUGUAGCAAGAAUUUGACUAAUUCUAAUGAUUUUAUAGGCUCCCGUUGUGAAAAAGCUCCAAGUGAAAGUGAAAAAACUAGUAACGAAAAGCUCUACAUUUGUGAAAUUAAUGAACCUUCUACAAGUGGCCUUCCUAUAGCUUCAACUAGUAAGUGUGAAAGUAUAUCUUGUAAUAGUGAAGGAAAAGAAAAUAAGAAAAGACCAUCAACACUAAGGCUCAAAAGGCCCGUGCCUGAAGGUGAAGACAGUUCAAGUGAUACAGGAAAUGAUGAUUAUUCACUGGGGUCCGAAGAUGGUUGUAUUUAUACAUAUAGAGGUGGUGAACAUUUAGCUGAUCUACCAAGUUCUUUCUUUAGCUUAGAUAUGGGAUUGCCGUUGACUCCAAAUUCAGCAAUAGCUCCAGCUGUGCCAGCAGUACCUCAAGCAGUAAAUAACAGACCUGGUUCACGAGCUUCCAGUCCUGAUAUGGAUUUCUUGGAAAUGGACUUUGAUCCUGGACCCUCCUGCGAAGCAGACACAGGUGACGAAUCAACACCUGAAGCUGAUAUAGAAGUUGUCAGUGUUCCUGAAGUCAAUGAGCAUGUUAUAAGAGGAACAUCACCGGAAUAUCAGCCUGGUGUGGUACAGCCACUUAUGCAUCCUGUAGCACAAAGCAGCACUGUUAAACCAUCAAUAUUUGAUGUGCCAUCUACUAGCAGUGAUAAUGUUCAUGUGCAGGAUCACUGUACCAUAGUUAAAAAGUUAAGGGUAACUCGUACAGAGUACAUCACUCAUGUGAAUGUUAGAGGAGAACGACUAAGGGUUCGAAGGACAAUGGCAUAUCACCCAAAUCCUGAACCAGUUACUGCACAUGGCUCCAGUGGUGAUUUGGUAUCAGCUAGAGAAAUUUUAAAUUACAAUGAAGAAAAAAAGGAUGUAGGCAUGGCUCAUCAAAUAAAUCAAGGGGAAAAUGCAACAAUUGACUCGGUUAACUUGACAACAGCAUUAUAUCAUGUCAACAUGGCGAAGAGACUUAUGGAUGAUCAGCCUAAAAGUGAUGAAGUUCAAAGUUCUACUUGUGAGAAUGCUGACCCUGUGGCUGGUCCCUCACAGGCUAGUGAACCUUGUGUAGAAGCUCCGCGGUGCAUGGUGUGGUCGGAGCGAGAAGCAUGUGAAAGACAAGUCACGCAGAUAGGCACAUCUGCCUGUGGAGCUACAGCGAUAGUUAAUGUUUUUCUUGCACUAGGAGUUCCUGUAAAUACUGAAAGAAUUAAUGUUGCAGUAGGCACAAGACAAAGGGCCAACAAUGCACCUAUACCAAGGUAUUUAUUGUCACGCUCUGUGGCGGGUUGUACGGCGUCAGAUCUCGUCACGGGCAUACAAAAGGCUUCAGAUGGCUUGGUCACAGCGAGAUUCUUCCCAACAUAUCCCGAAAGAAGUCUUUCAUUGUUACAUUGGCUUGCUGAUUGGAUUUCAUUGGGUGCAGUACCAAUCCUCACGUUAAACCUUCAGCUGGGUAGCGAAGGUGAGAUCCCAGAUGCCUGGCAUCAUCAGAUGGUGUUUGGGGUGUCUCCCAGGGGAGUGUACCUGUGUAAUCCAGUGGAAUGCGUCUCCGAAGGGGUUGUCUGGUCACGACUGGUGUCUCCUUCAGUGCUUCUGGUGAGGUCAAGGGAUAUCGUGGCCAGAUUUGACCCGGAGACUGAUAUGUCCCCGUUGACAGCGGUGCCUGAUAUCCGGUUUCAUAGGAUGAAUGUGCUUGGUCAAGUAGCAAACGUCCUUCGCGAAUGGCGUUACUCGGGUUGUACGGAAGCGGAUACGCGUACACGUCACAUAGUGAUCCCGGCUUCGUACCAGGCCGGGGUCACUGUGGCGGCUCUCACGGGCUCCGAGGCUCAUAGGCGCCUCAUGCACGCUCCGCAUUUAACUGCCUAUACAGAGCCAUGA